CACGUGACAAAGAGUACAUAAAAUGGGAAGACCCCUUGUUGUAAAUCCACCACCUUACUGUGUACCCGUCCUUUCUGGAAGCGUGGCUGCUUUUUGAAAUCCGAAGUCUUGGCUACACAGUAGCUUUGACUUCUACGAACCAUGGCAGACCAGGCCUUUGUGACCCUGGCCACAAAUGAUAACUAUGCAAAAGGUGCGAUGGUUCUCGGCAGAUCUUUGAGGAGCCAUAAGACAUCCAGGAAGCUGGUGGUGCUGAUCGGUCCUCACGUCACAGACCCUUCCAGGGCAGUGCUUCACAACAUCUUUGAUGAAGUAAGGCUGGUGGAUGUGCUGGACAGUGGUGACUCUGCUCACCUGGCUCUGCUGAAGAGGCCAGACCUGGGGGUUACCUUCACCAAGCUGCACUGCUGGACCCUGACACACUUCUCCAAAUGUGUCUUCAUGGAUGCAGACACUAUGGUAUUGUCGAACGUGGAUGAGCUGUUUGAUAGGGAGGAGCUGUCUGCUGCCCCUGACCCCGGAUGGCCCGACUGCUUCAACUCUGGCGUGUUUGUGUUUCGCCCUUCCAAGGAAACCCACAAGAAACUCCUCACAUUCUGUACUGAGCACGGCAGCUUCGACGGUGGGGACCAGGGAAUUCUAAACAGCUUUUUCAGCAACUGGGCAACAGCUGACAUUUCGAAGCAUCUUCCUUUCAUUUACAACCUCAGCAGCAUAGCCAUCUACUCGUAUCUUCCAGCUUUCAAACAGUACGGUGCCAAUGCUAAGGUGGUCCAUUUCCUGGGGCAAACCAAGCCAUGGAGCUACACGUAUGACACCAAAGGGAAAUGCCUCAAGGGUGACCUCCAGGGGUCCCCUUCACACGGCACCUACCUUCAGACAUGGUGGGAGAUCUACUCCACGGCUGUGCUGCCCAUGCUGUUCAAGGAGUUUGGAGACCAGCCCUUCCACUCUGGAUGUGUUGCAGGUGAAAAUGGCUGCGGCGAGCUGGAUGCCGUUACCCACAAUGUGCCUCUUAUGUCCUCAGAAGAGCGGAAACAGCUGUGGGAGCAGGGCCAAGCAGACUACAUGGGAAUAGACUGUUUCGAUAACAUACAGAAAAAGCUGGACUCUUUCCUCAAGUAAAAACAGUGAUAGAGAGAGAGUAAUGAAAUGCAUCUAAGGCUAUGCAGUAAUACUGGUUGCUUCCACGAUUGUGUAUGUGUGUUUCUGUGUAGUCCCUAUGGAAAUAACAGUCAAUGUCAUGUGCUUAUGGACUUUUUUAAAUUCAUCUUUAAAAAAAAAAUGUUUGUGAAUCCACCCUCCUGCCAUCUUUUCAUGUUGGAACCCCAAAGAUGGCUUGGACAUGAUGCUGUUGCAGGAGAGGUAGUUGUUGUAGCAGCUCAUUCUAAUAGUGCAGCGCUGUAUUUAGAAUCUCUUUCUGGCUCUGUACCUUUUCUAACUUCUAUAACAAACUGACUGCCACGCACUGAACCACAAAUGUACACCUACUAGUAGGGUACUGUACCUCACAUUGAGCCUGUUUUCGUCAUGGAGGCAUUGUGAGAUUGAACUAGUGGGACUUCAUGGUGUCAGUUCAGACAUCAAGUUAUCAUUGAAGCCAUGUUUUAUUGCCAUUAUGUGGCCAGAAAAGUGCCAUGAGUUAAAUUAUUUUGCACUUAAUUCUCCCCUUUAAUAGAGAAAGGGUGGCAGUCGGGCAUAUGUUCCAUUGGACAAGCUCUAGGAUAUUGCUGUAUAUAUUUUACAUGUUUGCAAUCUAUUAUGAAAAAAUAUACUGUAGCAAAAAAAACUUUAUGUUCAAUCAACAAAAAAAAAAGCUUUUGUAAUGGUUUGCUACUGACUUUUUUUCUGAAGCCUUUUCUUUCACCCCAGGGACAAAAAAAAUUCUGUUGCCUUUGCUUGAUACACUGUUUACAAAACACACCAUAUGCUGCUGAAACACUGAAAGCCUCCGCUCAUUUUCACAUGGUCUGUAGGAAUACACUUGUCUUCUGCACAGUCCAGAAAUGAGUGGGGGUUCCACUUCUCAUUGCCGUGGUUACAGACUGUUCACUCCCAGGAAUGUGACGUGGUGCGAUGGUGUAAUAUUCUGCGGGUUUUUCUACUUCUGUAGGUCACUGUGUAUGACACCGCACUUGAAUAGCUGGUUUCUCGUUGUUUUUUCAUUAACUGAGGGAUUACGGUAUGUAGCCGCACUGACACCACUUUUACCAGCAAUAAAGUAGUGACAUUAUAAA
Anguilla anguilla (European eel) is the source of this 2237-nucleotide messenger RNA. RefSeq names its product glycogenin 1b (gene gyg1b). The record is from RefSeq and is a predicted model, not a curated record. Lineage: Eukaryota; Metazoa; Chordata; Actinopteri; Anguilliformes; Anguillidae. The coding region runs from base 142 to 1125 and encodes 327 amino acids. Gene Ontology annotation, molecular function: glycosyltransferase activity. The transcript is spliced from 7 exons. Gene Ontology annotation, cellular component: cytoplasm.